This is a messenger RNA of Acanthoscelides obtectus, 3363 nucleotides long. The record is from the annotation of a GenBank genome assembly. Lineage: Eukaryota; Metazoa; Arthropoda; Insecta; Coleoptera; Chrysomelidae.
CACAAAAAAACAGGUGGAGGUCGUCUGAACCAUAUAUGCACACGUUUUGACUCGAUGGCUUCGGCAGUUCACCACCGGCGCUGGGGUCGUUUAUAUUACAAAAACUUGCCACACAUAGUUCCCUCCGGUUUAUAUAGGAUUAAAUCUAUUACUCUGUUCCCUCCUUUUUCCGUUAUUUCGGGAUUCACUCUUGGCAACAGCGUAAAGGAAAAGAGCGGUAAUUCGUAUUUUGUGGUUAUGUUUAGUUCUGGAUUUUGUAUCACGUUGUGGGUUAAUCUGUUUCGUUUUUGAAUUUAGAAUUUAUAAUGAGUGCUAGGAGUUUAUUAAUGUUGAAGAUGGCUAAACAGAAAGAUAAAAUUAUGUUAGAACAAGAUCGGGAACAUAAACAGAUAAAUCAAACCGACUUGGAAUGCAUCAACAAAAAUGGAAAAUCUUUAAUAGAAUUAGAUGGACAGCAUAAUUCUAUAGCCACAAGUAACCAGAAGAAAAAAGCAUGUUGCCCGGAUUUAGAUUGCUGCAGUAACUGUAGUUUUCUCUCUGAUUCAGCGUCUUCGGAAACCAUCGCCUUCGCACCAGAGUCCCACCCUGAACCCGAUUUUGAUAUAGAUUCGGAUGGAGGAAUAUGGUACCCUCUUUCUAAUUUAGAACAAACUGUAAGGUCAAAUGGAACAUCAAAAACUAACGAUAAAAUAGAUCAAACCAAGAAUUUGGGAAUUUAUGGCCAAAUCUCUGAAAUAUCUAAUGAAAUAGAAAUACAACCAAUUAUUUGUUGUGCUACUGACAGCUUUUAUGUCACUGAAUCUAACAGAUAUAAAGAAAAAUGUCCUUUACCAGAGCAAUUAGAUAAUUGUGGUGGAAAAUACACCCACUCGAAGGCUUCAUUGAAUGAUAACGAAGACUUAAAGCAAAAUAGACCAAAAAGGCAUUUUGCUUCAAUAAAAUCAGAUGAUAACGAUGAAUUUGGUAAUCUCAACAACGUUCUGAACUUAGAAACAUCAGAUAUUAACUGCGUUGAUGAUGGCGGGAAUGAAAAUUUCAGCAGUGAUUACAGUAGGGAUAAGGAUUUUAACACUAAUAAUUGGUCCGAAAGUGAAAACAGUCAAUGUACUAGAAACAGCAAAGACAGCAAUGAUGAAGAUUUUGACAUUGAUGAUAUUGUGCAAUCAAUCGAUACUGAUAGUUAUGAAAGCUCUGAGGAAAAUGAGCUACAAGAAGAAGUAAGACAAUUAAAUAACAUAGAUAUUACACAAAAAAACUUAGUUACAACAGUUGCUGAGAAAUUAAAAGAACAGAAAAGUGAAAACUAUAGAAACAAAAAGGUCAGUUGCAAAUUUUGUGACGAAGAUGUUACCUCAAGAAAUUUUGUGAGGCAUUUGAUAAGACAUCAUAAGCACGAAACAGAUGUAAAAAAAGCAUUGGAGUUUCCAGCAAAAUGCAAAGAAAGAAAGCAGGCACUAAGUGUGUUAAGAAAUGAACAGAAUUUUGAGCUUUACCUGAAAGGAAUCAUUCGUCCGAAGAAACAACUUUCUGAAGGCACAAAUAUUACUUAUUAUCCUUGUGUCUACUGUAAAGCUGUAUAUGCGAGAAGUUUCUUAAUUCGUCAUGCUAAAACCUGUUCCGCAAAAAUUAGAUCAGCUGAGAACACAAAAUUCAAAGUUAAUCAUGUAGCUCUUUCACAAACAACGGUUGCAUGUGCUCUAGAUCCGACUGAUGUAAUUUCCAAGCUGAACUUGAAAGAACAGGUUUUUAAUAUGAUGAGGGGCGAUGAGAUUUCAUUUGUUGCGUAAAAAGACCUACUGAUAGCACAUUAUGGAGAAUCUUAUUUGAAAUCUCAAAAACGGGAACGGAAGGAGUAUAGAUGUAGUAAUAAGAUAAGAGAACUUGCUCGAUUAUUGAUUAUAUAUAGAGCUCGUGUAAAUGACAAUAAUGUCGCAUUCAAAGAUCUUCUCGAUCCAGAAAACUUUGAUCAAGUUCUUUCUGCUACGAGAGAACUUACAGGCUUUGAUCCGAUCAGAAAAAGUUAUGAAGCUCCCAGCCUUGCAAUGCAUCUAGGUACUGCUCUAAAGAUUAUAUCUGAUGAAUUAAUUCAUUUAAUUUUGAAAGGCAGUAAGGGAUUUCAAUGCAAAUCAGUAAAUGACUCAAUAGAAUGGCGUCGGAAAGUCAAAUAUUUUAAAAAAUUAGUUGAAGACAGAUGGAACACUGAAAUUUCUUCAGUGGCCAAUAAAGACCUGAAUGAAAAACGUUGGCAAAAACCACUUUUAAUACCACUGAUUAAAGACGUAAAAGUCUUUAGGGAAGAAACACUGAAAUAUGCGAAAGACUGUGAGAAAAAGUUUCUUGAUAAAAUAGACUCCAAUGAGACAUACAAGUUAUUGGCUCAAUGUGAUCUGGCUCUGUUAAUCCUUUUCAGUAGACGCAGAAUUGGUGAUGUUCAGUAUCUUAAAGUGAAUGACUAUUGUUCCGAAAGAAAAACAGAUUUUCAAGACUUCGAGAAUGCAUUAUCGGAACAUGAAAAAAUCUUAACAAAACACUACAGAAGAGUCGUAAAUGGUGGAAAAGGAUCACGUGCCGUUGUCAUAUUAGUUCCUCCAUUGCUACACCACUUUAUCACAAUACUGAUUGAAAAUAGAGAUAAAUAUAUUCCUCCGGAUAACCAAUAUAUUUUCGCAUUACCUAAUAGUAAACUCAAGUGGGCUCAAGGGGAUGUUGCAUUCAGAAAUCUAACGAAUAAAAUGAAAUUAGAAAAUGGGACAGCUAUAACUAGCAAUAGGUUGCGCAAACAUAUAGCAACAGCAAUGCAAGUUCUUAGCAUGUCACAAAACGAUCGUAAGCAGUUUUCCAAAUUCAUGGGUCAUACCGAAAAGACCCAUGAGGAGUUUUAUGAAUUACCAAUUGAUAUAUAUAUCAGACAGCCAGAGUAGUGAAACUGCUUUCUAUGAUUGAAAAAGGAAAUCCAUCGGAGUUCGAAGGCAAAUCUUUGUCAGAAAUUCAAGUUAAUAUUGAUGAAUAUGUAGACGAUAAUGAUAAAGAUAAACAAAGCCCUAUUGAUACAAACCAAGAUGAAACUUCUUCGAUGGAGUGUGAUGGGUCAAAAAAAAAUAAUUUUACUGGAAAUGAUGAAAGCAACAAGAAAAGGAAACCGGACACUAAUAAAAAAAGAGGUUGGACCACUGAAGAAAUAAAAUCACUGAAGGAACAUUUCAAAAGCUUCAUAUCAAAAGGCACUUACCCAUGUAGUUCCGAGAUAAAAGAAUUUGGAAAAUCAACGAAUAAUACAAGGAGUGUUGCAGUCAUAAAAUCCAAGAUUCAGCACUUCAUAAGACUAAAUUUGAAGUAAAUUUAUUAUUUUGUACUGAAUUCCCC